GUACAGCAUGCACGAGUGGGCGAGCGCAGUCGCCUUUACGCCACCCAGUGACAAGCUCUAAAACUACACAAACAUGAAAAGCAACAUGGCGGCCGCCAAACGUCUCAUAUCAAGGUUGGCUGUGGUCACCGGCGGGGGCAGCGGGAUCGGGCGCGCCGUGUGCCAGCGCUUUGCCUCCGAGGGCGCCUCCGUGGUGGUCACCGACAUCAGGGAGGAGUCAGCGAACGAGACCCUUCAAAGCCUGCCGAGUGACCUGGCAGGUCAGGGUCACAUGGCGGCCGUGGCGGACGUCUCGUCAAAGGAGAGCAUCAGGAAGCUGCUCACAAGCAUCCAGACUUGCUUCUUCCAGCCGCCGUCGGUGUGCGUGAACGCGGCGGGAAUCACCCUGGACGACUUCCUGCUCAGCAUGGAGGAGGACCACUUUGACAGGGUCAUCCAGGUCAACCUAAAAGGCUCCUUCUUGGUCACUCAGGCCGUCGCUCAAGCUUUGGUGGCCUGUGGAGCCGCCAAAGGAUCCAUCAUUACUGUCGGCAGCAUUGUGGGCAAGGUGGGAAACAUGGGGCAGGUGAAUUACGCCGCCUCUAAAGCCGGCGUGGAGGGUUUGACCAGGAGUGCCGCCAAGGAGCUCAGCAGGUUUGGGAUUCGGUGUAACUGCGUGCUGCCAGGUUUUAUAUCCACCCCCAUGACGGACAAAGUGCCAGAGAAGGUCAUCAGCAAGAUGAAGUCGCUGGUGCCUCUUGGGCGGAUGGGCGAGGCGGCAGAGGUCGCUGACGUGUGCGCCUUUCUGGCCUCAGACGACGCUCGCUAUGUCACAGGAGCCAGUAUGGAAGUGACAGGUGGACUUUUCAUGGGCUAAAGCUCACCCCGCCCAAGGAAGAGCAAACUCAUGUUUGUAUUAUUUUCCUUUUGUGCCAAUAAACAUGCUGCUGAUGAAAC
This is a messenger RNA of Dunckerocampus dactyliophorus (ringed pipefish), 936 nucleotides long. RefSeq names its product hydroxysteroid (17-beta) dehydrogenase 8 (gene hsd17b8). The transcript is spliced from 9 exons. The coding region runs from base 74 to 856 and encodes 260 amino acids. The record is from RefSeq and is a predicted model, not a curated record. Lineage: Eukaryota; Metazoa; Chordata; Actinopteri; Syngnathiformes; Syngnathidae. Gene Ontology annotation, molecular function: oxidoreductase activity, acting on the CH-OH group of donors, NAD or NADP as acceptor.